Molecule: messenger RNA, 240 nt
Organism: Protopolystoma xenopodis
Lineage: Eukaryota; Metazoa; Platyhelminthes; Monogenea; Polystomatidea; Polystomatidae
Source: the annotation of a GenBank genome assembly
AUGUACGUCGACCGGACGACAGAGCGUGAGGCGUCCUGUGAGCUGCGGAAUGAGCUGAAAUGGCGUCAUGGCAUGCGUUCGUGCGGUCAUUUGAUUGCUUUGCUCAUCUCAAAAUGGUACAGCACACACCGGCACUACUCGCAAGUAGUGCAGUCUAAGCGAUUCGAGCCGUGUGCCCACUCGCGAGUGACAGUCUCGGCUCGGAGGCGUCCGGUGACGCAAAGUCGGUGUGCUAAGUGA